AUGCUUAAGUGGAUUCAAGGCGGUAUUUCUGCCGUGACCGGUAUUGCGGAACCAGAGUAUGGUAAGGAUUUCAUCCACCCAGUGACCGGGCAGGUGAAGGACAAACAGCCCUUCCAUGUUGCCGAGAGAGAAGACUUCCAUUGGCUGAGCCCUACUCACACCAAUGUGGAGACCAUGACUUUCUACUUUACUGACCUGAAGCAGGGCUACAUAGGCUUUGCUCAGGUCAUUCACUCCAACGUCGUGGGCAUCCACACGACGGCGCAAUUCACGUUCAGACUGUACAAUGUCAAGGAGCCAAAACUGAACGUGUGGACCUCGACGAAGCUGGCGAACUUCAGAAUUGACGGUCCUAACUUCUACGCUGACGACCUGUCUAUUGAGAUGAACGAGGCCGGCUCGCAGGUGAGAUUCCAGUCAUCCGUCAACCCCGCCAGCGUAGUCGACUUGACGUUCGAGCGUGCGGUUCCUGGUGUCAAGGUUGGUGCUAACGGCACAACCUACUACGGCGAUAACCUAGAGCAACCCUGGGGCAGCAUGAGACACGUUUUUUGGCCCAGAAACUUCUGUCAUGGUACGUUGAAAGUCAAGCCUGAGUUGGACAGCGAAUCCGACACUGAGGCUGAAAAGGAGGUGCCUGUGCAAGAAAUCGUAUUUGAAAAGGGAGCGCCCGUCUUUUCAAUGUUCGUUAUGGCGCUACAGGGCAUGAAGCCUCACCACGCCGCGAAGGCCUGGAACUUUCUGAAUUUCCAAUCGGAGACCCACAGCGCGGUUCUCAUGGAGUUCACCACGCCUAAGUCGUACGCAAACACAAAGAUCUGCGUCGGGAUACUUUGUGAUAAGAAAGAUAUCAUAGCUGUCACCAUAGACAACAACUUCGAGCACUUGGACACCAAGAUUGACUCUGUGGGGUGGCCAGUUCCUCAUAAGAUAGACGUUUCUUUCAAGGGCGUAAAAUCUGAUGUGAGUGAUGAAGAGGUCGCAACCGCGUCGCCAGUGACAGCUCUUGCUUCGGGACCUCUGGAGCAGCUGGUCGAAAGGGUCGAUGUCAUGAGCGAGAUCCCAAGUUUUGUGAAGAAUAUUGUGUCGGGCGUGGCGGGCACGAAGCCUUACAUCUACCAAUAUGCUAACGAUUUCAGCCUACGCGUCGAUGACGCGGCCCCAGUUUCUGGAACGGGCUGGUGCGAGAUCACUUUUAUUUCAGAGGCCGAAGAGGUCACUGAAGAGUCUUACAGCGAGACUUAG
Lachancea thermotolerans CBS 6340 is the source of this 1245-nucleotide messenger RNA. RefSeq names its product Svf1p (gene SVF1). The coding region runs from base 1 to 1245 and encodes 414 amino acids. The transcript has a single exon. Gene Ontology annotation, cellular component: cytoplasm. The record is from RefSeq and is a predicted model, not a curated record. Gene Ontology annotation, biological process: response to oxidative stress. Lineage: Eukaryota; Fungi; Ascomycota; Saccharomycetes; Saccharomycetales; Saccharomycetaceae.